Phyllotreta striolata is the source of this 3489-nucleotide messenger RNA. Lineage: Eukaryota; Metazoa; Arthropoda; Insecta; Coleoptera; Chrysomelidae. The record is from the annotation of a GenBank genome assembly.
AUAGAGUGGGAGGUUCCUAGUAAUUAUUAGUAAUAGAAGAUUAAAAAAAAAUAUAUGUUCAUACAGAUACGGGAUAUGUUUCUGUUAUCAUAAGUAUAUUAGAUUCGCAGUGAAAGUCACUAAAAAAAAUUAAAGUUUCAACAGUGCGUGGUGUAACACAAAAAAACCAAAAUGUUCAGUUGGCUAUCAAAGGAUAAUGGCAAGGAAGAAAUUUACCAAAGUGUUGUCGAAGGACUCAAGACAAUUUAUAAACACAAGCUACUGCCCCUUGAAGAGCAUUAUCAAUUCCACGACUUUCACUCUCCGAAAUUGGAGGACUCCGAUUUCGAUGCCAAGCCCAUGAUAUUGCUGGUAGGACAAUAUUCGACAGGGAAAACCACAUUCAUCAAAUAUUUGCUCGAAAGGGAUUUUCCGGGAAUUCGAAUCGGUCCGGAACCAACCACCGAUCGAUUCAUAGCUGUUAUGUGUGACGAUAAAGAAGGUAUGAUACCGGGCAACGCUCUUGUGGUCGAUCCUAAGAGGCAAUUCAGGCCUCUGUCCAAGUUUGGCAAUGCUUUCUUAAACCGUCUUCAAUGUUCGUUGGUGAACUCGCCAGUUUUACAAAACAUUUCGAUUAUAGACACGCCUGGAAUAUUGUCGGGCGAGAAACAGAGAGUCGAUAGGGGCUACGAUUUCACCGGCGUGCUAGAAUGGUUCGCUGAAAGAGUCGAUAGAAUCAUACUGCUCUUUGACGCCCAUAAACUUGAUAUUUCCGAUGAAUUUAGGCGGUCCAUCGAGGCUUUAAGGGGCCACGAUGAUAAAAUACGCAUUGUUUUAAACAAAGCCGAUAUGGUCGAUCACCAACAACUUAUGAGAGUAUAUGGUGCUUUAAUGUGGUCGUUAGGGAAAGUUUUGCAAACACCAGAAGUAGCCAGAGUCUACAUUGGCUCGUUUUGGGAUCAACCGUUGCGAUACGAUGUAAAUAGAAGACUAUUCGAAGACGAAGAACAAGAUCUAUUCAAAGAUUUACAGUCCCUACCGAGAAAUGCUGCCCUUAGAAAACUAAACGAUUUAAUAAAGAGAGCCAGGUUGGCUAAAGUGCACGCCUACAUAAUAGCCGAGCUAAGGAAAGAGAUGCCUUCCAUUUUCGGCAAAGACACGAGGAAGAAAGAGCUUAUUAAAAAUUUAGGCCAGAUUUACGACAGAUUGCAAAGGGAACACCAAAUAUCGCCCGGAGACUUUCCCGAAAUCAAAAAGAUGCAGGACGUCCUCGCCAAUUUGGACUUCAGCAAAUUCAAUCCGCUCAAGCCGAAGCUUCUGGACAUCGUCGACAGGAUGCUGGCCGAUGACAUAUCCACUUUGAUGGCGAAAAUUCCGAUGGAGGCCGAGCAAAAGGAAAAAUCGCAGAAGAACGGCGACAAUUCAGUACAAGGGGGAGCGUUCACGAACGUCGAGGACACGAUUUCGCCGUUCGGUUACAAGAGAGGCGAAGGCAUCGAUGCCGGAGCAGGAGAAUUAGACUGGAUCGUUAGCCGGGAAAAGCCCAAGUACGAUGAAAUAUUCAACACAUUGAGUCCUAAGGAAGGAAAAGUUACCGGAAUGGCUGCGAAAGGGGAAAUGGUGAAAUCGAAGCUGCCCAAUUCCGUUCUGAGCAAGGUGUGGAAGCUCGCGGACGUCGACAAGGACGGCAUGUUGGACGAUGAGGAAUUCGCCUUGGCAAUGCACUUGAUUAACAUUAAGAUCGACGGCAACGACUUGCCCUCCGAGUUACCAGCGCAUCUGAUUCCGCCCUCUAAACGUUGAUUGUAGCCUUUCCACGGUAAGUAUCCUCAAGUGCUGUUCAUUUUUCGUACAUUCGGUGCCUCGUUAUAUGCAAAUGAAACGUACAAAUGUCGGUUUUUUUACUGCUUUUAUCUGCCAGUCCAUUUUACAUAUUACUCUCGUGCUAGUCUUUUUUGAGUUUCAAUGGGGACGUUCAGUAUUUUUGUCGAUGGGGAAAAGCUGGCCUGAUUCGAGUACUGUACUGUCCAAGUAAAUAUAUAUUUUUUAUAAUUGAAUUUAUUUAUUGAAUAGAAAUCGAAGGCGUCGGAAUAUUUGAAAUUUUAUUGAUGUGAAAUCGUAAAUUCCAGUGAAAGAGGCUUCAUUGAUUGUUGCAAAUAUUUCAUUUAUUGCCCGAUAAAGUUCCAUUAAGAGCAAAGAGCUUACUCUUAUCAGGUGGCUCGGAUGUAUUUAAAUUUUUAAAUGGAUUUUCAAGUUUAAGAUGUUUUAAUUUAUUUCUGCAAUCUAGAUUGUGUACGUUAUAAUUUAAAACAAUUUUUCGAUUUUACUUAUUUUUUAUUAUAAAUUAAUAGCUUGGAACUUUGUAAAUGUUCUCUUUUUUGAUUUUUGAAGUAAAUUUAUUGUGUUCAUAAGAUUUUUGCUGAAUGAGUUAUCGAUUACUAAAUAAAAGACUAGGAUGAUAUUAAAUGCGAACAAAACAUGGUAAAUACGUCGAUAACAAAUUCACUUACAUGUGUAACAUGGACAGCUUUUUGUAUGACAAAAAUGAAUAAAUUAAGUAGAAUAAUUAUUUUCGUUAUUAUGAAAAUGUGUUACUUAAAAUUGCUUCCGUAUGUAGGUGCCUUCUUUUAGAUUUCUUUUUAAGCCGCAUAUUCAUUUAGAUAGGAUUAUGUUAUUGAUGUUUAGUUUAUUUAUGUUAUAAUAUUAGUCUAAGAGAAGAAUUUAUUUUUUAAAAUCAUGUAGGAUAUUUUUGAAUUCCUAUUUAUUGUAAAACGCUAUCAAACUGAUUUUUUAAAAUACAGGGUAUUUUAUGAGAUUUUUAUUUAUACAUCACUUUCUUUUAAAUAUUCUACAUGGUUAUUGGUAUUUAUGCAUACUUUUAGGUUGAAAUUAGUAUUUGUAUUUUAUUUCUCGCAAACACUGGGUUAAAAUUAUGCAGGGUGUUUUUUUGUAUUUUAGUCUAAUUAAAAAAAUCGUUUUGUUUAAAAUAAUAACACGAUAUAAAAACGUAAAUUCUAAAACAAUUCUAAAUGUUGCACAAUUGCAUAUAUUUUGAAACUUAUGAUCAAUGUAGUCCAUUUGCAAUUAUCAUACCACAUAUAUUUUUGCAAUAAAAAAAUAGGCAAUUUCGAUUUCCAUGCCAAAUUACCAAAGAACCAAAAAAAAUAUUUACACAUUUAUUUUGGUAAUUCGGCGACUGAAAACAUUAUUCAUAUAAUUUAUUAUUAAUCUUGCUGAUACCUAUUUAAUACGAACAAUGUGAUAAAAUUUCGUACUGUGUAUAUUUGUAUUAUAACAUUGUAGAUAAAAAUUAACUUUCCAUUUUUGAUGUUAACACUUUUUUUUUCCUUCGACGGCCGAAUAAAUUCAAAUCACAUAGUUGGAUGUAUAUUAUAUAUUUUUGUAUAUAUUAUUUCGAUCCGACUGUUCUAGUUUAAGCACUUGUAGGAAGUAUAAUAUUUGAUUUCAUUCUUUAAUUUGUGCAUUAUUUAAAUAAAUUUAUGUACUAUG